This is a messenger RNA of Scophthalmus maximus (turbot), 1581 nucleotides long. It is a transcript of the gene agxtb, whose product is annotated as alanine--glyoxylate and serine--pyruvate aminotransferase b. Gene Ontology annotation, molecular function: L-serine:pyruvate transaminase activity; L-alanine:glyoxylate transaminase activity. Gene Ontology annotation, cellular component: peroxisome. The transcript has 11 exons. The record is from RefSeq and is a predicted model, not a curated record. The coding region runs from base 85 to 1377 and encodes 430 amino acids. Lineage: Eukaryota; Metazoa; Chordata; Actinopteri; Pleuronectiformes; Scophthalmidae.
ACUCACAGUCAGUCCGAGUCUCUCCGUCUGUCGCUGGUGAGCUCAUUCGGUGCGAGACUCUCGGGACACACGACAGCAGCCGUGAUGCAGCGGUCUCUCUUCAGCCGCGGCGCGCUGCUGGCCCAGCAGGCGGCGGCGGCGGCCCUCGACGGGCCCCUGGCCGCGAGGAGCGCGCCGCUCCUGCAGCGCCUGGAGCGCUCCAUGUCGUCCGUCACCAUCCCGCCGCCGGCCUGCAUGCUGCGGCCGCUCGAGACUCCAAUGCGUUACCUGUUCGGGCCGGGGCCCUCCAAUGUCCCUCCGCGUAUUUUGGCCGCGGGCUCGAGGCCGAUCAUUGGUCACAUGCACCCAGAAAUGUAUGAGGUCAUGAAUGACAUCAAGAGAGGGAUCCAGUACGCCUUUCAGACGGAGAACAACGUGACGAUAGCGAUGAGCGGCUCGGGGCACGCGGCUAUGGAGUGUGCGGUGUUCAAUACGGUGGAGCCCGGAGAGAGCGUGCUCAUCGGCGUCAAUGGAAUCUGGGGAGAACGCGUUGCAGAAAUUGCUGAGAGAAUGGGUGCCAAUGUACAUAGAAUGGUGAAAACCCCAGGGGGAUAUUUCACGAAUAAGGAAAUUGAAAAGGCCAUGGAAAAACACAAGCCUGUCCUGUUUUUCCUCACACACGGAGAGUCCUCUGCUGGCCUCUGUCACCCAGUAGAUGGCAUUGGAGACAUCUGCAGAAAACAUAAUUGCCUCUUUCUGGUCGACACGGUCGCUUCACUUGGGGCUGCGCCAAUUUUUAUGGACAAACAAAAUAUUGACAUUCUGUACACUGGUUCUCAGAAGGCUCUGAAUGCACCUCCUGGCACAGCCCCCAUCUCUUUUAAUGAGAGAGCAUGCCACAAGAUGUUUAACAGGAAGACAAAACCGAUAUCCUACCUCUUUGACAUGACAUAUUUAUCCAACUACUGGGGUUGUGAUGGCAAACCAGCCAGAACAUACCACCACACUGGUCCAGUGUCUGGAUUCUUCGCCCUAAGAGAGAGUCUGGCGAUUCUUGCUGAAAGGGGGCUGGAGGAGUCCUGGAAGAAACACAAGGAGGUGGCAGCCUAUCUGUACAGAGGACUGGAAGACCUGGGCCUCCAGCUCUUCAUUCCUGAAAGGGAUUUGAGGCUUCCUUCUGUCACCACCAUUGCCAUCCCCAACGGCUACGACUGGAGGGAGAUGUUGGUCUACAUCAUGAAACACCACCAGAUGGAGAUGACUGGAGGCUUGGGCCCUUCCAUUGGCAUGGUGAUGAGGAUCGGAUUGAUGGGAUACAACUGUGAGAAGAGUAAUGCUGACAUGGCACUGAACGCCCUGGCAGACGCUCUCAAGAACUGCAAAAGGAGCAAAGCCUAACAGACCAGAUUCCCCACCUGCAGGAAGGACGUCUGGGACAGUGCAUACCUUUUAGUAAUGUGCGCGUGUGCUUUUGACUGCAGAUAUUUUAUUAAAACAACAAGUAGGCUAGUUUUGAAAUAAUAAAUAAAAAGCUGAUGUUGCCCUGUGGUCCAUGCUGUGUGCACUGAAACAUGUCAAUAAAAUAUGCUUUAUUUUAUCAAA